This is a messenger RNA of Epinephelus lanceolatus (giant grouper), 2578 nucleotides long. It is a transcript of the gene comp, whose product is annotated as cartilage oligomeric matrix protein. The record is from RefSeq and is a predicted model, not a curated record. Gene Ontology annotation, molecular function: calcium ion binding. Gene Ontology annotation, biological process: cell adhesion. NCBI's taxonomy places the organism in Eukaryota, Metazoa, Chordata, Actinopteri, Perciformes, Serranidae. Gene Ontology annotation, cellular component: extracellular region.
GAGUCCGAAGGCAGAGGAGACAGAAGAAGCUGUACCUGAGCAGAAGCAUCUGCGAACACCGAUUAAACCAUGCUGUGGUUUCUGGUGCUGAGCUGUGCGCUCUGCAUGGGAGGACACGCUGCAGCAGGACAGAGAGAUGGAGAAAUUAUCAGUCAGAUUAAAAUGACAAACCUCGCACUGGCUGAGAUUAAAGAGCUUCUGAAACAGCAGAUUAAAGAGAUAGUAUUCCUGAAGAACACAGUGAUGGAGUGUGAAGCCUGUGGGAUGGGAGGAAUACAGCCUCGUCCCUCCUGUGUGCCCAACCCCUGCCACCCAGGGGUGAAGUGUAAGGAGACGCCUCAGGGAAUAAAGUGCGGACCCUGUCCAGAGGGCAUGGAGGGUAACGGUACCCACUGUACUGAUGUGGACGAGUGUACUGUGAUGCCGUGUCACAUGGGAGUGCGCUGCAUUAACACCUCCCCUGGUUUCCGCUGCGGUGCCUGUCCUGCUGGAUACACCGGCCCCCAGGUCCAAGGCCUCGGCCUUGCCUAUGCCGCUGCCAACAAACAGGUGUGCAGAGAUAUCAAUGAGUGUGAAGGCCUUAACAACGGAGGCUGUGUGGAGAACUCGAUCUGUAUGAACACCCCUGGCUCAUUCAGGUGUGGUCCCUGUAAGACGGGCUACAUUGGGGAUCAGCGGCAAGGCUGUAAGCCAGAGAGAGCCUGUGGGAGUGGCCAACCCAACCCCUGCCACCCUAGCGCUGGGUGCACUGUCCAUCGAGACGGUGUCAUCGAGUGUCAGUGCGGAGUCGGGUGGGCUGGCAAUGGCUACCUCUGCGGGCCGGACAUUGACAUUGAUGGUUUCCCUGAUGAGAAACUGGCCUGUCCUGAGAGGAACUGUAACAAGGAUAAUUGUCUCACUGUUCCCAACUCUGGUCAAGAAGAUGCAGACGGCGACGGAAUGGGAGACGCCUGUGAUGACGAUGCAGAUGGGGAUGGGAUUCCCAACAUGCAGGAUAACUGCGUGUUGGUGCCUAACGUGGACCAGAGGAACAUUGAUGAGGAUGACUUUGGCGAUGCCUGUGACAACUGCCGCGCCGUCAAAAACAACGACCAAAAAGACACAGAUGUGGACAAAUUCGGUGAUGAGUGUGAUGAAGACAUUGAUGGGGAUGGAAUCCUAAAUCACCUGGAUAACUGCAAAAGGGUUCCCAACCCUGACCAGAAAGAUCGUGAUGGAGACAACGUGGGAGACGCCUGUGACAGCUGCCCUUAUGUUCCAAACCCUGAGCAGACUGAUGUAGAUAAUGACUUGAUUGGAGACCCUUGUGACACCAACAAGGACAGUGAUGGAGACGGUCACCAAGACUCACGGGACAACUGUCCAGCUGUCAUCAACAGCUCUCAACUAGACACUGACAAGGAUGGCUUGGGCGACGAGUGUGAUGAUGACGACGACAAUGACGGCAUCCCAGACCUGCUGCCACCUGGUCCAGAUAACUGCCGUCUGAUCCCCAACCCUCUGCAAGAGGACUCUAAUGGUGACGGUGUUGGUAACAUCUGCGAAAAGGAUUUCGACAAUGACACCAUCAUCGACACCAUCGACGUUUGCCCAGAAAACGCAGAGGUCACCCUCACCGACUUCAGGGAGUACCAGACUGUUGUUUUAGAUCCAGAGGGAGACGCACAGAUCGACCCCAACUGGGUGGUACUGAACCAGGGAAGAGAGAUUGUCCAGACUAUGAACAGUGAUCCUGGACUGGCUGUUGGCUACACAGCUUUCAGUGGCGUGGAUUUUGAAGGGACGUUUCAUGUAAACACGGUCACGGACGACGACUACGCGGGAUUUAUAUUUGGAUAUCAGGACAGCUCCAGUUUCUAUGUGGUGAUGUGGAAGCAGGUGGAACAGAUCUACUGGCAGGCGAACCCGUUCAGAGCUGUGGCAGAACCAGGCAUCCAGCUGAAGGCCGUCAAGUCAGACACGGGUCCAGGUGAAAACCUGAGGAACGCCCUGUGGCACACCGGCGACACAAGCAACCAGGUCAAACUCCUGUGGAAAGAUGCUCGCAAUGUUGGCUGGAAGGACAAAACUUCUUACCGCUGGUUCCUCCAACACCGACCCGCCGACGGCUACAUCAGAGUUCGUUUCUACGAGGGUACUCAGAUGGUGGCGGACACAGGCGUCAUCAUAGAUGCCACCAUGAGAGGAGGUCGACUGGGAGUCUUCUGCUUCUCCCAGGAGAACAUCAUCUGGGCCAACCUGCGUUACCGCUGCAACGACACUCUUCCUGAGGACUUUGACACCUACAGAGCCCAGCAGGUCCAGCUGGUGGCCUGAUGACGACAGAUGGGCCCAGGGUAUUCUGGGAAACACUUUGCAAAGCACAACUGGGAUCAGAAAUAAAAUCAUUACGUUGCAAAUAUUAAAGUCCACCAAACGUGUUUUAAAGUAAAAACUGAUUGACUGUUUUAAACUCCUGACAGAAGAGAAAACUCCACAGGCGUAGAGACUCUUCAGAGGGGAGCAGAAAUAUAACAUGACCUGUACAAAUUGUUUGAAUUGUUUAGCUGUUGUCAAACCAUAAAUAAUUGUGACAAAA